CUCACAUUUUAACUUGAGUCGUUUCUAAUCUGUGAUUAUUUCUCUCUUUUUAUGUUGACAGGUGUUUGAAAUCGGUACUCGAGCCGAUAAAAUUUUUCAAAAUGUCACUCGUCAUCCCCGAUAAGUUUCAACAUAUUCUUCGUAUCAUGAAUACGAACAUAGAUGGAAAACGGAAAGUUAUGUUUGCAAUGACUGCGAUCAAAGGAGUUGGGCGCAGAUACUCCAACAUUGUAUUGAAAAAGGCAGAUAUCGACCUCGACAAGCGUGCUGGUGAAUGUACCGAAGAAGAGGUUGAAAAAAUUAUUACUAUUAUGUCGAACCCCAGGCAAUAUAAAAUUCCAGACUGGUUCUUGAAUAGGCAAAAGGAUAUUGUUGAUGGUAAAUACAGUCAACUUACUUCCUCGAAUUUGGACUCCAAGCUUCGUGAUGAUUUGGAGAGAUUAAAGAAGAUCCGUGCUCACAGGGGUAUGCGUCACUAUUGGGGCCUGCGUGUCCGUGGUCAACACACAAAGACCACUGGCAGACGUGGUAGAACUGUGGGUGUAUCUAAGAAGAAGUAAACUAAAUAAACAUUUCUAAAAACUA
This is a messenger RNA of Pieris brassicae (large cabbage white), 585 nucleotides long. RefSeq names its product 40S ribosomal protein S18 (gene RpS18). Gene Ontology annotation, biological process: translation. Lineage: Eukaryota; Metazoa; Arthropoda; Insecta; Lepidoptera; Pieridae. The record is from RefSeq and is a predicted model, not a curated record. The transcript is spliced from 3 exons. Gene Ontology annotation, molecular function: RNA binding; structural constituent of ribosome. Bases 102 to 560 code for a protein of 152 amino acids. Gene Ontology annotation, cellular component: cytosol; ribosome; small ribosomal subunit.